AUGGCUUCGAGUCUGACAGCCCAAAGGGUAACGCCAUACCUAGUCUAUUUAGUGUUUAUUGUAACGCUUGGCCCGCUUCAAUUCGGGUAUCACCUGGCAGAGCUCAAUGCCCCCCAGGCAAUAAUUACAUGCGAGCGCAAAGGAACUCACCACUCGAAUAUCAAUUUCCAUAGUCUCCCCCAAUGUCUCCCCAUGAGUCCAUCCCAAUUCGGCCUCGUCUCUUCAAUUUACACGUUCGGCGGCUUGGUGGGAGCUCUACUAGCCGGGCCCGUCGCAACAAGAUACGGACGUGUACUAGCACUACGAGCAACUACAGUGUUUUUUAUCCUGGGUCCAGUGGCUGAGACCCUUGCACCCGCCAUUCCACUUCUGAUUCUAGGUAGAUUUCUCUCCGGAGUCGGGUCCGGAGCAGCCAUUGUCGUGGGCCCAAUCUAUAUUUCGGAAAUCGCUCCUCCUAGUGCUAGAGGCUUCUUCGGUGCAUUUACUCAGGUCAUGACCAAUGUCGGCAUCCUAUUGACUCAAACACUGGGCUAUUUCUGGAGUGAUGCAAGUCUCUGGCGAUUGAUCUUGGCUGUGGCCGGAAUGAUCGGCGCCUUGGAGUUGAUCGGGCUGUUCCUAGUACCGGAGAGUCCUCUGUGGCUUGCAGAACAUGAUAAGCUCAGCCAGGCGCGUCGGAUAUUGCAACGGAUUCGCGGUCGAGACGCUGAUAUCGAAGCGGAGGUUGCGAGCUGGAAGGUCUCGGGUGUUCCCGUGUCUGGCGAGGAAGAAGCGUUGCUUGCACCGUCAGGAACCGAACCGACAAAGAAGCCUGCGGUCACAUUUGUGCAGGUUGUUCGAGAUCCCUACUACCGCCCGGCUAUUGUUGCUGUCGUUGGAGUGAUGGUCGCUCAACAGUUUACCGGAAUGAACAGCAUUGUCAUGUACAGCGUGUCUUUGCUACAGAGUAUUCUACCCACGACGGCGGCACUACUCACCGUGAUAAUCUCAGCCAUCAAUCUUGUGAUCACGCUUUUGUGCUCUCCGCUACCCGACCGCAUCGGCCGAAAGACCUGUCUCAUUCUGAGCAUUUGCGGCAUGGGCUGCAGCUCCAUUCUUCUCGCGAUCAGCAUAUACGUCAACGGCAAGAUCCUCACGGCGAGUGCUGCAUUGCUCUUUGUGUCUAGUUUCGCGAUCGGACUGGGCCCCGUUCCUUUUAUUCUUGCCUCCGAGCUUGUUGGACCAGAGGCAGUGGGGGCAGCGCAAAGUUGGGCUUUGGGGGCCAAUUGGGUAGCGACGUUUGUGGUCGCGCAAUUUUUCCCCAUACUUAAUGAUGCCCUUGGUCGUGGCAAGGUUUACUGGGUUUUUGCGGCUAUGGCCGGACUAUUAGGUGGCUUCAUCUAUCGAUAUGUGCCAGAAACCAAAGGUAAAGCUAAUGCCGAUGAGGUUUGGGGAAGGACGGACCGACGACAAGAUUAG
Molecule: messenger RNA, 1455 nt
Organism: Penicillium soppii
Lineage: Eukaryota; Fungi; Ascomycota; Eurotiomycetes; Eurotiales; Aspergillaceae
Product: putative MFS glucose transporter
Exons: 2
Coding region: 1-1455 (484 amino acids)
Biological process (GO): monosaccharide transmembrane transport
Cellular component (GO): membrane
Molecular function (GO): hexose transmembrane transporter activity
Source: RefSeq, a predicted model, not a curated record